This is a messenger RNA of Cotesia congregata, 1461 nucleotides long. Lineage: Eukaryota; Metazoa; Arthropoda; Insecta; Hymenoptera; Braconidae. The record is from the annotation of a GenBank genome assembly.
AUGUGGCAGAAUUAUAUGUUGAUUCAAAAAAGCAUAAAUGUUGCUGGUGAUAUUGUUGUUCCUGAUCUAUUUUAUCAACAUUACUUGGAGCAAGUUGUUGAGGUAUUGGAGUCGGAUCCAGAGUUUAGAAAGAAAAUGAGAAACGUUACUCAAGAAGAACUUCAGACCGCUGAAAUAGCUAAAGAAUUGAGAUUCCUUGAUCACAAUAUAAGGGACAAAUUACACGAAAUUAAAAGAGUUGAAGUUGAAAGACUUAGGCAUCUUGCAACGAAAGAAUAUGAAUUAACAAAUAAUAUUACUAUUGAUACUGGACAUUUAGACGAGUAUAAUCUUAAUACUUUUGAAAUAGAAGAUUUAAGAAAACUAAUUCUCAAAACAACCGAGGAUAUAACAAAACAAGAUAAAGAACGCCGAGAACGAUUCAAGGAAUAUGAAAUGAACAAAAAGCUGGAAGAAGAACAUAAAUUGAAAGAAUUACCAGAAGAAGAGAGAAAAAAAUAUGCUGAAGAGCUUGAAAAACAGAAAGAAAAACACAAGCAACAUGAACCGCUGAAUCAUCCAGGAAGUAAAAAACAGUUAGAAGAAGUGUGGGAAAAAGAAGAUCAUAUGGAGCGUCAAGAUUUCGAUCCAAAAACAUUCUUCUUUAUGCACGAUCUUGAUGGUAACGGCGUUUGGGAUGAAGACGAAGUGAAAGCUUUGUUUAGAAAAGAAUUGGAUAAAAUGUAUGAGCAGGGAGCAGCCGAAGAUGAUUUGAUGGAAAGAGCUGAAGAAAUGGAAAGAAUGAGAGAACAUAUAUUCAACGAAGCUGAUCAAGACAAAAAUGGACUUAUUGACUAUCAAGAAUUCUUGAUACAAACCAAACGUAACGAGUAUGAAAACGAUCCCGGUUGGAAACCAAUCGAUGAACAAGAAAUUUACACUCCAGAAGAAUAUGAAGCGUAUAAAAAAGAACACGAUAUUAAAGAACAAGUUGUAGAAGGAUUGUCACCACCACAGCCCGGUGCUGCUCAUAACGAUCAAUUCCCAGCGCAACCAGUUCAACUAGAUCAUAAUCAAGUUCCUCAGCAACAGUACCAACAGCCGCCACAACAGCAACAACAAUAUCAACAACCUCCACCGCAACAGCAACAAUAUCAACCGCCUCCACCACAACAUCAACAGCAGUAUCAACAACCUCCUCAGCAACAAUAUCAGCAACAACCUCCUCAACAACAGUAUCAACAACAAUAUCAACAACAAUAUCAACAACCUCCAUCCCAACAACAACCUCAAUACGUCCAAAAUAAUCAAAUACCCGUCCAACAACAACAACAACAACAUCAAGGUCAAGUUCCUCAGCAACAACAAUACGCUCAGCCAAAUGUUCAAACUAAUGUCAACCAGCAACCAAACGUACAAACAAAUCAAAAUACCGUGAACCAACCGCAACAAAAUGCUGUGCCACAACUUAACCAAGUUUAG